GGUCCCGGCUGGGGCUCCGGCGACCCAGGGGGCACAGGGAGGGGGGCGGAGGCGGUGGGAUCGCGGCUGGGUGCCUGCCCCCUCCUUCAUAUGAGGCGGUGGCGGUGUUGCUAAUAACCUGUCCUUCCCUCUCUUCCCCUCCUCCCUCACCUCCCCCUCCUCGUUUUCUUAUUGUUUUUAUUUUUUUAUUCAUUUCUUUCUGCAUCUCGUCGCCUCGUUUUGAAGCCCUUCGCGAAAGCCCGGCGGUGGCAAAGGCGAGGAGAAGGAGUUAGCUGGCCUGGGGAGAUGCUGUAGCUGUUCCGGCUGCUGCGCUUGCGGCUUGGUGCCAGCUGCCCGCCCUGGGAGGACCGGGCUCGGAACCGGGCUAAAGGACGAGCGAGAGCCGGCUCUGUCGGAAGCUGGCGUUUCUAGAAUUCAACAGCUUUUUAUUAAUGAAGAGCCACUUGUUAUCACCAAUGUGCACAUGAAAUGGAAAGGGAGCAGAUUCGGGAAAACAGCUUCCGUUUCAACCUUGCAAGAUGCUGCAUGAAGUGUGUCAUAAGACCUAUCGAACAAAUUUAAAAGAGAUGAGAAGACCAAAUCAACAUAUCUAAACCUGUUAGAUAAGUGUAAAGACGUUUAAGUGACCGCUCUACUUGAUCAAAAUGGUGGACACUGAAGACCAGCUCUAUCCCCUUACUCCCUUGGAGGAGGAUGAUAUAGGCAGCCCUUUAUCUGGAGAGUUCCUACAAGAUAUGGACAGCAUUCAAGACCUCUCUCAGUCUCUAGGUGAUGAUAGCUCUGGGGCUUUAAGUCUAACAGAGUUCCAGUCACUGGGAAAUGGUCCAGGGUCUGAUGGAUCAGUUAUAACAGACACCCUUUCACCAGCAUCCAGUCCUUCAUCCAUUAAUUUUGCCACAGCUCCAGGUAGCAUAGAUGAAUCACCCAGUGGAGCAUUAAACAUUGAAUGUAGAAUUUGUGGGGAUAAAGCCUCAGGCUACCAUUACGGAGUACAUGCUUGUGAAGGUUGUAAGGGUUUUUUUAGAAGAACGAUUCGACUAAAACUCAUCUAUGAUAAAUGUGACCGGAACUGCAAAAUUCAGAAAAAAAAUCGUAAUAAGUGCCAGUACUGUCGUUUUCAAAAGUGCCUUUCAGUCGGAAUGUCACAUAAUGCAAUACGUUUUGGACGAAUGCCAAGGUCAGAGAAGGCCAAGUUGAAAGCAGAAAUUCUUACAGGUGAAAAUUAUGUAGAAGAUUCAGAAAUGGCAGAUCUUAAAUCACUCGCUAAAAGGAUUCAUGAUGCUUACCUGAAAAACUUCAAUAUGAACAAGGUUAAAGCCAGAAUCAUUCUUGCAGGGAAAGCAAGUAACAAUCCACCUUUUGUUAUACACGAUAUGGUUACCUUGUGUAUGGCAGAGAAAACCCUGGUGGCAAAAUUGGUUGCCAAUGGAAUUCAGAACAAAGAAGCUGAAGUUCGAAUCUUCCACUGCUGCCAGUGCACGUCUGUAGAGACCGUCACAGAACUCACUGAAUUUGCCAAAUCUAUCCCUGGCUUCUCCAGUCUUGACUUGAAUGAUCAAGUGACACUCUUAAAAUAUGGAGUUUAUGAAGCCAUAUUUGCCAUGUUAGCAUCUGUGAUGAACAAGGACGGGAUGCUGGUAGCCUAUGGAAAUGGAUUUAUAACGCGGGAGUUCCUGAAAAGCCUGAGAAAGCCAUUUUGUGAUAUCAUGGAGCCAAAAUUUGAUUUUGCAAUGAAAUUCAAUGCACUAGAAUUGGAUGAUAGCGAUAUAUCCCUUUUUGUUGCUGCCAUCAUUUGCUGUGGAGAUCGUCCUGGUCUUGUAAAUGUAGAACACAUUGAAAAAAUGCAGGAGAGCAUUGUGCAUGUACUGAAACUCCACUUGCAAACCAACCAUCCUGAUGACAUCUUCCUCUUCCCAAAACUUCUCCAAAAAAUGGCUGACCUCCGACAACUUGUCACAGAGCAUGCUCAGCUUGUUCAGAUAAUUAAGAAGACUGAAUCUGAUGCACAUUUGCAUCCUUUACUACAGGAAAUCUACAGGGAUAUGUAUUAAGGAUUUUUAGUAUUUUUUUUUCCAUAAUAUUUAAAGACAAAAGCAAUACUAAUAACAGAUGGGAGCAAAACUACUUGCACAGUUAUCUGCUGUUCACUCAACCCAGAGCAUGAAAAAUCUAAAAGCUGGAUAACUGGAGUGUUAACACUUCUUUUGGUUUGGGAUCUUUUGUUUUCUUUUGAAAGAGUUCUGGAGAAAUGUACUGAUCAUAGUGCUCAUGAAAUGGUUCUUACAAUGGUUCUUUUAUUUGGAAAUUUGAAGAUUGGUAAAGAAUACAUAUUUGUAUAAUAAAUCAGAAUGUUAAGUAACAGAAAUGAA
Molecule: messenger RNA, 2369 nt
Organism: Calypte anna (Anna's hummingbird)
Lineage: Eukaryota; Metazoa; Chordata; Aves; Apodiformes; Trochilidae
Gene: PPARA
Product: peroxisome proliferator activated receptor alpha
Exons: 9
Coding region: 645-2051 (468 amino acids)
Biological process (GO): regulation of lipid metabolic process; hormone-mediated signaling pathway; positive regulation of transcription by RNA polymerase II
Cellular component (GO): nucleus
Molecular function (GO): RNA polymerase II cis-regulatory region sequence-specific DNA binding; nuclear receptor activity; zinc ion binding
Source: RefSeq, a predicted model, not a curated record